Molecule: messenger RNA, 750 nt
Organism: Leptinotarsa decemlineata (Colorado potato beetle)
Lineage: Eukaryota; Metazoa; Arthropoda; Insecta; Coleoptera; Chrysomelidae
Product: integrator complex subunit 12
Source: RefSeq, a predicted model, not a curated record
UUAGGUUAUAUUUUGAUAUUUAGCGUUAAUCGGUCACAGAAUCAAAACUCUCGAAAAUAAAUUUUGUUGUUUACCGCCUAGCACAUACUCUGUAUCGUUAUCGACAAAUUGUAACGUUUUGAAAGUCUACUCUUUGGCUCUGAUUUAGUUUUCACUUUUUGUAAGAAAAUCCUUUUCCACUGAAAUUUCAAAAAUCCCCAUCCAUUUAAAAAUGACGUCUUCAAAUGAAAUUGAUUCUCACUUUGUGAAAUGUUUGGGGUUUCUGCAUGCCAGUUCCAAAUUGCGAAGGGGUGACCCAGUUCCUCUACAGUAUGUUCUGGAAGAAGCAAUAAAAAUUAAAUAUGGAAUAGUUAAAGAUUAUACAGAUCUUGUUCAAGCUUGUCUGAAGCCCAGAGAGAAUGUUCCUCUAGUGAAUACGCCUUUUGAGGAAAGCAAAGGGUCCAAUUCUGAUAAUGAGCUGGAAUUAGAUUUGCUGAAAGAGGAUCUUAUGUGUGUUAUAUGCAAAUUGCUCAAGGCCUUGUCCUUGGCUGAUAAAACUGACUAUCCACAUUUGUGUCUAUUGCACCCUUAUUAUGAUCUAAGAGACCCGAAGGUUCAACGCAGAUUCUUAGAAGAGAAUUGUGCAGCAAAUCCUGACAUGUGCAAAUAUCUGGAGAUUAAAAACAUAAAUUAGUGAAACAAAACCUAAAUAACUCAACCUUUUUUUAUAUGAUGGCACUGAAGUUCCAAUAAAAUGUAUUUUCUUUUAUA